Rubroshorea leprosula is the source of this 1347-nucleotide messenger RNA. The record is from the annotation of a GenBank genome assembly. NCBI's taxonomy places the organism in Eukaryota, Viridiplantae, Streptophyta, Magnoliopsida, Malvales, Dipterocarpaceae.
GCUAUACAUCAAUAAUCUAUUAAAACUCAAUAAUUCGAGCCCCAAUUACCCAUUUCUCAGCAAUUUGAGGGCCAAUGCUCUAAUCCAUGUUGACCCAAAUGGGUUUACAGAGUAUUUCAGCAACUCUCUGCUUCGGGGGAUUGACACUGGUUACUACAUUUGUUAUUAAUACAAUUGUGGAGGUGGCUCGAUCACCUCCACUGCUCCCUCCCCAACUUCCGAAUUAUGGAACUGGUGAGCUUCCUUCAGCAGCAUUGCUUUCCUACUCCCAAGAGUCACCUGAAGCCUACCUAAAUACCCACAACACGUAUCGUGCGGUGGUUGUAGUUAGGCCGAUGAGGUGGCGGCCUAUGCACAAAACUGCGCUAAUCAAAGGAUCAGAGACUGCGGGCCUGUGCAUUCAAAUGCCGUGUAUACACUCAGGUCAUCUCGGGGUGAUCGAUCCGCCUUGGAUGUGCAAGAGUACGCUGCGACAAUGCAAUCCCUCCAAGCCCGCUUUUGCGGACCCGCCAAUAAUCCGUCCGGUGGAAAAUGACAAUCAAUCUUAUCUCCGGGGACCUAGUGAUUUCUCCUAUAAGGAAUUGUCUAAAGCAACAAAGAAUUUUGUAGAAGAAGAGAAGCUAGGCGAGGGAGGGUUUGGAUCCACUUAUAAAGGUUUCUCGAGGGAUUCAAAUGUAGAUGUCACAGUUAAAAGGAUCUCAAGAAGGUCUAAACAAGGAAUCAAGGAGUACACUACCAAAGAGCUUUUACUUGCUUAUGAGUUCACGCCUAAUGGAAGCCUAGAUUCCCACCUCUUCAAAGCAAGAGGCCUAUUGCCAUGGAAUCUUAGAUUCAAAAUUGUGGAUGGCUUGGCAUCUGCAUUGUUAAUAGACAAGGCAAGUAAGGAAUCGGAUGUCUAUAGCUUUGGAGUUCAAACACUUGAAAUUGCAUGUGGACGAAGAUCUAUAGAGCCUAGUUAUGUUCAGGAUCAAGCUUCGUUGAUAGCUUGGGUGUGGGAAGCUUACGGGAAUCACAAGCUUCUUGAUUUGGUUGGCAAGAAACUUUCAGAAGAUUUUGAUUCGAAAGAGAUGGAGUGUUCACAGAUUGUUGGCUUAUGGUGCACACAUCCUGAUCAUAGUAUAAGACCAUCGAUCAUCGAUCAAGAAAGCAAUGCAGGUGCUUAAUCUUGAGGCAACACUCCCAAAUCUUCCAAGUAAGAUGCUUGUUCCCAAUUAUGAUAUUCCCAGCUAGUUCAUCAAUAGUUGGGAUUACUAUAAGUGAGCCCCAUUUAUCCAAUCAAAGCAUAACUCUCCCUCACUAAUUUUUGUAGGAAUAACCCAUCAUUUUUAACAAAUUUAGACUUUGUUU